AUGUGGGCGCGCGCGGUGCUGGCGGGAGCGGCGCUGCUGGCCGCCGCGUGCGCGCGCGCCUGGCCCGGCGGAGCGGUGUGCGCGCGUCGGGUGGCGGCGGGCGGCGCGCGCUACGCGGCCUUCCUGAGCGCGGGGCCGGGGCCGCCCGCGUUGGUGGAGGGCGCGUGGGGCGGGCGCGGAAAGCUGCGGGGCUGCUGGGCGCGGCGGGACCCCCGCGCGAUCCGCGCCUUCCUCGCCUCCUGCGCCCGCCGCCCGUCCGCCGCUCCCGCGCCCGCGCUGCGCCGGGACGUGGCCGCGCUCUGGAGGCGGCGGGCGGCGUGCGCAGAGCCGACGCCGCACCGCGGGAACCGGAGGCGGAGGAGGGGUUGGACGGUGCCGGGGACGCUGUGGUGCGGGGCCGGGGAUUCGGCCGGGAACUCCUCCGAGCUGGGUCUGUUCCGCGGCCCCGACCGCUGCUGCCGGGAGCACGAUCGGUGCGGGACGCAGAUCGAGGCGCUGCAGUUCGACUUCGGCAUCCGCAAUUACCGCCCGCACACCGUCAGCCACUGCGACUGCGACGCCGCGUUCCGCCGCUGCCUGCGGGCUCUCAACGACACCAUCUCCGACCUCAUCGGCGUCACCUUCUUCGACCUCCUGGAGGUGCCGUGCUUCGUGCUGAGGCGCGCCGAGCAGUGCGUGCGCUGGCACUGGUGGGGCGGCUGCGAGCGGUACGCGGUGGUGCCGGUGGCCACGAUGGUGCGGCAGAGCCCCUACGGCACCGCGCCCGCUGCGGCCGUCGGGAGCUCCGCGUGCGGGACGCAGCCCGGAGCCGUCGGAGAGGCGGAGCGGUGUGAGACCGGGCCGGGGAGCGCCGCGGGAGGACGGAGGGGGCUGGGGAGGCUGUGCAGAGCCUAUCGGCACCUGGAUCGCUGCGAGCACCGCAUCGCGCCCCGCGAGACGAAGUACGGGCUGCGGAACGGCGGUGCGCGGACGCUCUUCCACUGCAACUGCACCCGCAGACUGGUGCGGUCCCUGCGCAGGACGAAGGGCUCCGGGGGCGCGGAGCCGCCGCUCCUGGCGGAGAGCAUCGCCGCGCGCUGCUUCGUGUUGGAACCGCAGGUCGAGUGCGGAGCGGAGCUCCGGAGUGGGUGAGUGCGGAGGGAACGGGGAAGGGCCGGAGCUGGCGGUGCUUGGUUCGCCGCAACGCUCUCUGUUCUGUUUCUCCAGCAGCUGUGACGCCGCGGCACAGGCCGUGCUGGUACCCGCACGGCACCUGAGGAUCACGCUGCGGCGCCGCGGUGCUGAACGUCGGGAGUGGAACGAGCAGGAGGGCGGCGGUGAUGCUCUGUACGAACGGUGCCGGCGGGUGGCCCUGGAGCAGGGGAUGGGAGCCCCGCAGCACCUCGCGCCCCGCUGAGCCCCAGCGGAUGGGCUGUACCGUGCGUGGGGAGGAGCUGCGCUGCGGGGCGGAGCUGCUCUAUGUCGGGUCCUUGAGAGAAAGGAUGGCACCGAGAGUGGCUGCUGGCGUGACUGCGUGGGGCAGGAAAGGGGUGGAGGAGGCUCAGCUGCCACCCCCAGGAGCUGCGGCUGCCAUCAAAGCAAAGGGAAAGGAGAGGGGGCAGGAAAAAGCGAUCGCCACCCGGCCCCUGAAGGAUGCUGCGGGCGUGGGAGCCCCGGGCAGGACGGUGCCAGGAUCCCCACCCCCGGUUUUGCCCCUGCAGCAGGAGGGGCUGGGGCGAGCCAGGUUCCUCCCCGAGCUCUAGAGGUGGGAGCACAGUGCCGUGCCUCUGAGGGUCAGUGCCUGCGUGUGGCAC
Molecule: messenger RNA, 1793 nt
Organism: Phasianus colchicus (ring-necked pheasant)
Lineage: Eukaryota; Metazoa; Chordata; Aves; Galliformes; Phasianidae
Source: RefSeq, a predicted model, not a curated record